Messenger RNA from Passer montanus (Eurasian tree sparrow), 6395 nucleotides. It is a transcript of the gene LRIG1, whose product is annotated as leucine rich repeats and immunoglobulin like domains 1. Lineage: Eukaryota; Metazoa; Chordata; Aves; Passeriformes; Passeridae. Gene Ontology annotation, molecular function: protein binding. The transcript is spliced from 19 exons. The coding region runs from base 1 to 3243 and encodes 1080 amino acids. The record is from RefSeq and is a predicted model, not a curated record.
AUGGCGGCGCGGCGGGGGCCGCCCGGCAGCCAAUGGGCGGGCGCGCGGGGGGCGGCGCGGCUACAUGUUGCGGUGUCGCCAACGUGGGUCCGCGGCGAGCGGCGCUCNNNCUGCGGCGGGCUGGCGCUGCCCGCCCUGCCCCGGGACCUGCCCCGCUGGCCGCGGCACGUAAACCUGAGCUACAACAAGUUGACAGAGAUUGAUCCUUCAGUCUUUGCAGAGCUGUCGAACCUGCAGGAAGUGAGGCUGGACCACAACGAGCUGAGUGCCAUUCCCUCGCUGGGAUCUGCUGCUGCCAGCGUCCGCUCCCUGCACCUGCAUCACAACAGGAUCCGCAGCGUUGAGGGCAGUCAGCUGCAGCCCUACGUUGCCCUGGAAACGUUGGACCUGAGUUUCAAUGACAUCACGGAAAUCCGAAACGGCUGCUUUCCACAGGGACUGCACAUAAAGGAGCUCUACCUGGGGAGCAACAGAAUCAGCACCCUGGAGCCUGGUGCCUUUGACAGCCUGUCCCGGUCCCUGCUGACACUCCGCCUGAGCAAAAACAGGAUCACUCAGCUUCCUGUCAAGGCCUUCAGGCUGCCCAGGCUGAUCCAGCUGGAGCUGAACCGGAAUCGCAUCCGCCUGAUUGAGGGCCUGACGUUCCAGGGGCUGGACAGCCUGGAAGUCCUGAAACUGCAGCGCAACAACAUCAGCAAACUGACUGAUGGGGCUUUCUGGGGUCUGGCCAAAAUGCAAGUUCUCCACCUGGAGUACAACAGCCUGACAGAAGUGAACAGUGGCUCUCUCUAUGGCCUUUCCUCUCUGCACCAGCUUCACCUCAGCAACAACUCCAUAUCCCGCAUCAACCCCGAUGGCUGGAGCUUCUGCCAGAAGCUGCAUGAGCUGAUACUCUCCUACAACAACCUGACCAGGCUGGACGAGGGAAGCCUGGCAGACCUUGGGGGACUGCACGUGCUAAGGCUGAGCCACAAUUCCAUCAACCACAUUGCAGAAGGGGCUUUCAGGGGACUCAAAAACCUCCGUGUCCUGGAACUGGACCACAACGACAUCUCAGGCACAAUAGAAGAUACCAAUGGAGCCUUUACAGGCCUGGAAAACCUGAGCAAGCUAACUCUGUUUGGAAACAAGAUCAAGUCGGUGGCCAAGAAAGCGUUCUCAGGGUUGGAGGCUCUGGAGCACCUGAACCUCGGGGCCAACGCCAUCCGCUCCAUCCAAGCCGACGCCUUUGCCAGGAUGAGGAGCCUGCGGCAGCUCCACAUUAACAGUGACAGCUUCCUCUGUGACUGCCAGCUGAAGUGGCUGCCCCAGUGGUUGGUGGAGAAGGAGCUGCAGUCCUUUGUGGUGGCCACCUGUGCCCAUCCUGAGUCACUGAAAAGCAAGAGCAUUUUUGCCAUCCAGCCAGAGAGUUUUGUGUGUGACGAUUUCCCCAAGCCACAGAUCAUCAUCCAGCCCGAGACGACGGUGGCCGUCCUUGGCAAGGACAUCCGCUUCACCUGCCUGGCGGCCAGCAGCAGCAGCUCCCCCAUGGUGUUUGCCUGGAAGAAGGACAACGAGAUGCUGCACAACGCCGAGAUCGAGAACUUCGCGCACGUGCGGGCCAAGGACGGGGAGGUGAUGGAGUGCACCACCAUCCUGCACCUGCGGCACGUCACCUUCGCGCACGAGGGCCGCUACCAGUGCGUCAUCACCAACCACUUCGGCUCCACCUACUCCAACAAGGCCCGCCUCACCGUCAAUGUGCUGCCAUCAUUCAUCAAAACCCCCCACGACAUCACGAGCCGGACGGGGACGACGGCGCGGCUGGAGUGCGCGGCCGAGGGCCACCCGCCGCCGCAGAUCGCCUGGCAGAAGGACGGCGGCACCGACUUCCCCGCGGCCCGCGAGCGCCGCAUGCACGUCAUGCCCGACGACGACGUCUUCUUCAUCACCGACGUCAAGGUCGAGGACAUGGGCGUCUACAGCUGCACGGCCCAGAACUCUGCGGGCUCCGUGCUCGCCAACGCCACGCUCACCGUGCUGGAGACACCGUCUUUGGUCCAUCCGCUGGAAGAUCACGUGGUGUCCGUCGGUGAGACCGUGGCUCUCCAGUGCAAAGCCACGGGGAGCCCCCCGCCCCGCAUCACCUGGCUGAAAGGCGACCAGCCCCUGGUGGUGACAGAGAGGCACCACUUCACCUCGGGCAACCAGCUGCUGAUCGUCAGGAACGUGGUGCUGGAGGACGCGGGGAAGUACACGUGUGAGAUGUCCAACACGCUGGGCACGGAGCGCGCGCACAGCCACGUCAGCGUCCUGCAGUCGCUGGGCUGCCGCAAGGACCGCACCACCGUGGGCAUCAUCACCAUCGCCGUGGUCUGCAGCAUCGUGCUCACCUCCCUCGUCUGGGUCUGCAUCAUCUACCAGACCAGGAAGAAGAGUGAAGAGUACAGCGUCACCAACACAGAUGAGACUAUUGUGCCUCCUGAUGUGCCAAGCUACUUGUCCUCCCAAGGGACUCUCUCGGAGCGCCAGGAAGUGGCCAUUGGAGUGGACACCCAGCAGCCCAACGGGCACAUUGACAGCAAUGGGAUGUGUCAGGCUGAUGCUGGAAGGUGUCCAGAUGUUGAAGCUCCUGCUGUAGGUUGUAGACAGCCCAAGCUGUGUAUCAGCUAUAAUAAAGACACUUGGAAAACUGAGGACAUGGCUGAUGGAAUGCUUGUUCCAGAUAAGACAGGCUACGGGCUGCCCGUGGUGUGCACGGAGUGCAGCGGCAGCACGGACAACGUCACCGUCCGCUCCUACGCCAAGGACUGCCAGAGCCUAAGGACUGUGGAGAGCACCCACCCCAGUGCACUGAGCAGCAGGGAGCACCAGAGGAAGAGGAGUGCAGGCACCAGCCUUCUUCACGCUCAGCCCUGCAACGGGAUUGCCAGUGGCAAGAGGGUGGAAACAGACGGGACCCUGUACCCCAGCAACCACGACAGGAUAAGGCCGGAGGGCGCGGCUGGCGCGCUGCUCGCGGACGCGCACGGCUCUUCACAAGUAGCAGCAAAGCCUUCAGAGCUUAACAACCUUAAUUUGGUGAGAGCUUCGCCUGCAGGAGGGUCAUUAAAGCAACUGAAUGUGCUUCCUGAAAUAUCCCCAGCACUACUGGAUCUGCAGAGGGAAGCAGAGGUGGAGCAGGCUCUCCUGCCCAGCAGCACCCCAGCCCAGCCCCACGACUCCACUCACGAGCCCAAGCUGCCCAACAGGUCUCUGGACUGAGAGCACAGACUGACUGCCACAUGCAAAUUAACAAACACACUAUUACUUUUUUUAAAUUUUUUUUUUUUUUUGCACAGAGUAUAUAGGCUACUUACUUCUACCUCGAAUCUUGAACUGAUGGCCUGGCAAAGGCAACCAACUGAGGUAUGAGAAACAAGCUUGUAUGGGGAACAAACUCCUGUUCGAGCGUCAUCUGAUUGUACAUAGUUUAAAACUUCCCUGAGAAGUAUGAAGUGUUCAAAAGUCAACUUGCAUAUGAAGCACAUAAAUGCAAGGGAUUAUUGUGUAAAGAGAAAAGUAUUUGAUACAAUUGUACAUAAGAGUUUUCAUAUAUAAAUAUAUAAAAAAUAUAUAUAUAUCUUUUACAGAGGCUAUUUUAAUCUUUAGUGCAUGGAAAACUGAGUGAAAUUUUACAAUUUUGGCAAUAUUGUUUUCAGUAUCAGGUUGCUGUUAAACUUUGUGAGAGAAAUAAUUCUGGUGCCUUAAAUGCAUAAACAGAGCUUUUAAAAGCCAGACUGUUCCAAAGGGAUGGUCCUCUUUUCAGUGGAAGUUCCUUUACACCAUGUACUCUGGGGUUGGGGCAAUCCCAGGUACUGGCUGGGUGGAAAAGUGACCAGGAACAGCCCUGUGGAGAGGGAUUUGGGGGUGUGGGUGGAUCAGAGGCUGGAUGUGCCCUGGCCAUGUGUGCUCACAGCCCAGAAAUCCAACCAUGUCCUGGCCUGCAUCCAGAGCAUUGUGAGCAGCAGAUUCUGCUCCUCUGCUCCACUCAGGUGAGGCCCCACCUGGGCUUCUGCACACAGUUCUGGUGCCCUCAAUGUAAGGAGUUCAAACUGAAAAAGGGGAAGUUUAGGUUAGAUACAGAAGAAAUUGAAAUUCCUCCCUGUGAGGGUGGUGAGGCACUGGUACAGGUUGCCAGAGAAGCUGUGGAUGUCCCAUCCCUGGAGGUGUUCAGGCUGGAUGACCUCUGAGCAACCUGGACUAAUGAAAGUUCUUCCUGACCACAGCAGGGGGUUUAGAUGAUAAGGUGGUGUUAGGUCAAAGGUUGGACUUGAUCAUCUCAAAGGUCUCUUCCAACCUAGUUAAUCCUGUGAUUCUGUCCCUUCCAACCCAAGUCUUUCUGUGAUUCAAUUGGAUUACUUAGCACAAAUUUCGUUCCCCUUGGAAAUUUGUUGUACUUAACACAUUUAGUAACAGAGAUCUUCAACUGUGUCAAAUGAAAUUUAUAAAGAAAAAAAGCAGUGAGCAAUUAUGUAGCAACCUGAUAUGUUCCUGUUGGUGGAAGAACUUGAAUUCCAUUAUUUUUCAAAACUUCAUAAAAAUUAGUAUUUAAACUGUGACUGUGUGAGACUUUAGAGUGGACCACACAGGAGGCACUAAAUAACUCUUCAACAGUGCAGAGCCCCAAAACAACCAGAGGAAAAGGUUGUUUUGACUGGGAAGAAGUUGUUACCAAAAUAAAUAACUUGUGCAGUAAACCAGGGGUGGUCUCAUAACAGUGCACCUCUCAAACACAUCAUCAGAGAGGUUUUACCUGCCAUGUGUGCACAGCUCUGAGCACCACAGCCCUCACCACAGGCCCUUCCCCUCCCAAAGGGACCCAGCUCUACCUGUCUGAGGUGUGUGCAGCAAUUCAGCCUUGCCUUCCUUAAUAAAAAUAACCUGUGCCAGUGUAUAAUGCAUUUUCACACCCAAAAACCACAUCUGUUCUGGGGGGGUUUGAAACCAUAGAGCUGUUUUGACAACAAAACUAAACUGUACUCCUAAGGGGACAGCUGUAUCACUAAUUCAUCCAAUACUUUUUUUUUUUCCCUGCAACACAAUAUUACACUUUGUAGUUGAACAGCCAGACUCUCUAUAUGAAAACAUCACCUUCAAGUGAGUUAUGCUGCCUGGUGUAGCAAUUCUGGGCUAGUCAGAAAUACAUUUGUUUUAUAAGGAAAACUGUGGAUUCGUGGUUGAAUAGACCUUUAAAUGGAAAUGUCCCAAAUGUUUUUAUGUGGUCUUUUUAAGUUCAUCCAUUAAUGGAGGGGGGAUAAAGAAAUACCCACCUCAGUCAGACAGAUCUUUGUCACUUCUGACUUCACAAUGAUGCUUUUUAUUUAUAGAAAGGUUGCUUUCUGUUAGUGUUUGCUGGUACCUGUGGAUGGAGGACUCCCAGUUCUUUGUGAUUUGAGUUCUGCUAACAUGAGGUUGCUAACUCUGGUGAUGACUACUUUGGGGCAGGUUUAUCAUGGGUGGGAGGGGGGUGUUGUUACUUUUUUCCUUAGGAGCAACUCCAAACACCAGUUCCACUGAGGCCGAGUCUGGGAAUCCACCUUUGCCAGGACUGUGGUUCAGAACAAGCAGCAGAGAUAAGGGCAGAAACACUUCACGGGCACUUUAGAUCCAUCCCUGAGGGACCUGCCCCAGCGCUGCUGCACUUGUGGGGUUUCAGGAAGUGGCUGCAAGCUGCCCCUUGGUCUUGUCACAAGCUGGUCCUACCCAGCCUUAGCUCCUGUAAGGGAAGGACCUGCUCUGAGGGCCAGGGAGAGCAGCAGCUGCCCCUGGGUGAAGCCAGGCAUAAUUCAGCCAGUACCUGUCUGUCCCAGUCCCUGACUAUUGACACGUUUGCACUUUGAGACAGGUGGCGAAUUAUGUUGAGUGCCAAGUUUAUUCAAAGCAAAGGAAAUGGAUGUUAGAAAUUUAUAAACCGAGCACAGUUUUCCCUUUGCUGAAGGGAAAAGUGGUCCAGAACUAACUCAUGGAACCAGGGACAUGGGGAAGAUGGGAAUGAUUCAAUGGGCUCGUUUUGCUGGCAGAAAUGUCAUCACCAGUGCAGAUACAAAAGCGUAUUUGUCGUGUUAACAUUGAAAAUAAUGGUUCUGAAUAAAGUUAACUGCCUAAUGUUAUGACUUCCACUAAAUAUGUGAAUUUGCUGCUUCUAAGAGGCAAUGUGAAAGAGGAAGUAUUACUUUUGUGUACAAAUUUAUUUAUUUAUUAGAGAAUUUGGUACAAUGUUGUACAUUGAAAAACAUGUAAGAUAUUGAAGUGUCUAACAAACGGCAUUGAAGUGUCUUUAAUAAAGGUUCAUUUAUAAUAUUACGGCUGAUCUGUUGAGAGUGAGCUUUUGGGAGUCUCAGUUGAAAAUUAAAUAAAAUUCUAAUCCAUUGCUA